AUGACCCCGACAGCCAUCUCACCCCGAUCAGAACACUCUGCAUCAUUUCCAAGUCUGCCCAAACCAGCCAGUACCGCAGGAGGACUCUUUCCAUACGGCAAGGGCGGUCAUCGUGGCAGCAUCACCCGCCGCAUGCCGAGUAACGAGUUCUCGUUGUACGAUCCAUACCGCUCGCGUCAGCCGGGCAUAUCCGCCAACAGGGUAAAGAAUGAUUAUCAAGCCCAGUCUCCCAAGCGCGACAGUCCAGCGACCUUCCCCAAUCACUCCCACCCAUACUACAGCGGACAUGGAUCGAACGAGGAGCUACACAAUCUGCACAUUCAACUACUGGAUGGAAGUGGCUUGACGGAAGAACAGGCUUUUGCGAUAAUGCACCCUCCACCAUUCAUCGGGCAGCGGGAGGAUCAAUACCGUCACUCGCCAACACUCGUCGCCAGUCAAACCUUGGCUGCAUCCUACACCGGACGGCCCGAGUCUCCCUUCCAGCCAUAUCUGCCUUACCAGCCCUACAGCAACCAGCAACAGCUGCCUUCGCCUACCAUUGCGGACGCAUACAGAUCAAGCGGAUCAAUGUCAUCACCGGGUCUGGGGCCAUAUCUCAGUCAUUACGGCGUUCACGAGGACCGAUCGGAAUACAAGGCGGAUCCGUAUAGGUCGGCUUACUCCCAGUCAACCAGCAAUAACCACCACAACAACAAUACCAACAGCGCGGCAGCGGCGGCAAGUCUCCAUUCACCCUAUCUGGGCUCAGGCGGUGGCUCACCCAACAUGCACGAGGACUUUUCAUCCUCAUUCGAGUCACGCGUCUCCGGCCUCAGCAGUCAACCCAAUAGCAGUAACAGUCUACGAUACCCGAUGCGUGACCUGGCGGGCCAGGACUCGAAUCAAGCCCUCUCAGCCUCUUACUACGAACAUGGACGCAACCCACUACACCAACAAUCCAAGAAGGCGACCGCGACUGUAACAUCCAGCGAGAACGGCGCCAUGCAAUCAGACCUUGAUUUCUCAACAGCGGUCGCCAUUCCCUCUGGCAAACAUGCUCGCCAGUCAAGGAACCAACAUCCAUCGCAGCCUUCAAAGACGGACUCUUCAGGAACCAAGAAGGCAAAGACGGUGGAGAAAGAUGAGGACGACGAUAUCCUUCAGAAGCUCGGUGUCCUGUCUGCUGUGAGCAGUGCUUCGAGGAGCGGAGGCACCAGGAGCGGUCUAACCCAAGCCAGCGGCCGGUCUCGCAGGAAGGGUCAAUGGACCUCUGACUCGGAGGAGGAAGGACGGGCAAAGGCAGGAGUUUUCACGUAUGAGUCGGUCAUGCCGAACGGACCUGUGUCAACCUCCAACGAUGGGAUCGAGGAACCCUUUCAUAUUCAACUCUUAAUUGACAGUACGGCCAACUAUCUGCCCAUCCGUCUGAAUAGCCUCGACUUGAAGAUCUGGCUCCAGACAGAGGGCAUCAAGAUCGCAGACAACGUAAACCUGGCGUCGGCAUUCGUGAUCCAGCCUCGCGUUGAGGAAGUGGUCUCGAUCCCGAUGAAGCUCCAAUACCGAACCGUGACGAAGGGCAAUGUUGUGGACAGAAUCCUUGACGACUUGAUCGAGGCAUGUACGCCGACGCCAUCUCCAAUGCCCAUACUGUCUACACUGCCCAACAAGCAGCCCCUUGGUGUCGAUGUUGUUGUGGGCGGGAAGCUCGACGUCUGGGGACUGUCUUGGGUCUGGAAACCUGCGUUUUCCUUCAGCGUCGAGAAUAUCCCUUGCCCAAUCAAUGCAGCCAGCCAGUCCUCGAGCAACCCUUCAUCGUCGUCUGGAGUGGUCACUAUCCCUCCUGCGACCGCUUUUGUUGCGGGCAUUACUGCGGUGGUGCCAUCGAUGACUUUGGAUCCAUCACAACCUACUCCUACUCCUACUCGUACUUCUGUGGAUGCUGAGAAGACGACUAGUGCAGCAUCUUUCCCUCCAUCCACACCUACCACCAUCUAG
This is a messenger RNA of Linnemannia hyalina, 1977 nucleotides long. Lineage: Eukaryota; Fungi; Mortierellomycota; Mortierellomycetes; Mortierellales; Mortierellaceae. The record is from the annotation of a GenBank genome assembly.